Tarenaya hassleriana is the source of this 1590-nucleotide messenger RNA. Its product is annotated as APO protein 4, mitochondrial-like. The transcript is spliced from 3 exons. Lineage: Eukaryota; Viridiplantae; Streptophyta; Magnoliopsida; Brassicales; Cleomaceae. The record is from RefSeq and is a predicted model, not a curated record. Gene Ontology annotation, molecular function: RNA binding. Bases 498 to 1409 code for a protein of 303 amino acids.
UGCUUGUUCGUUACCUAGCCUGCCCCUUCCGUCAAAUCGUCUUCCCUCGUAUCGAUUUUUUCCCCAUUCUGUUCUGUGUUUUUUUGUUUUAUUCUUUUGAUUAUCCAUAUUGUUCGAAAAUUUUCUUGUUCCGUCUGUUAUCCUGAAUCCAAGGAAAGAGAUAAGUAUAUAUUACAGUGGAAGCCCAGAGGAAGGGGGGAGAAGCGAUAGAUUUUCUCUUCUAUUUUUGUUCAUUACAACGUUGGUCUUCCUAUCGUGUUCUGUUUCUCCAGAUUCAGAGGUUGAUGAUAGUGCAGAAGGAAGUGAAAUUGCUGCUGCUCAAUCUCCUAGUUGUUUUAGCUGUUGGAAUUCUCUUAAAGUCUCUUCCCUUUAAGUUUAAAGUCGCAUCAUUUCUGCAUUUCAGAUUCAGGGAUAGAGCUUGAGCUUGUCUCUUUCGUAUCAGUUCCAUUGACGAUUCAUCGUGUUGUUCAAGAAGCCAGUUACUCCAUCCGUCCAUUAUGCGUUCCAAAUCAAAGAUUGAUCUGAAAAAACUGAGGCCAAUGAUUCUGAAGAGGAUCGAGGAACGGGCAAAGGAAUACCCGAUUAAACCCAUGGUUCCUGUGGCCAAGGAGGUUCUUGAAGCUAGACGAGUUCUUAUCCAAGGUGUCUCUAUGCUUCUUAAAGCGUUUCCCGUCUUGUCCUGCAAAUCGUGCCCUGAAGUAUUCGUCGGCAACGAGGGUCACUUGAUUGAAACAUGUCGUUGUUACUUGCGGCGUGGAAACACCCGGCUUCAUGAAUGGGUUCAAGGAUCCAUAAAUGAUAUACUGGUUCCGGUCGAAGCCUAUCACCUACACAAAAUGUCUCAAGGUAUCAUCAGACACCAACAGAGGUUUGAUUAUGACCGUGUUCCCGCCGUUUUGGAACUGUGUUGUCAAGCGGGCGCCAUCCAGCACGAAGAAAUUCUCGAACUUUCCAAAACUUAUGAGGACCCGAAUGCUCCUCUCCAUGAGGAUUUGUCUCGAGAAGAUCUCACAUAUGUUGCAGCCGGGACUUUAAGAGCAUGGGAGGCUUUAAGAGCCGGUGUCGGGAAACUAUUGUUGGCAUAUCCCUCAAAAGUUUGCAAGAACUGCUCGGAGGUUCAUGUCGGUCCGAGCGGCCAUAAAGCUCGGCUCUGCGGUAUUUUCAAAUACGAGAAUUGGCGAGGCGCACACUUCUGGCAAAAAGCCGGUGUAAAUGACUUGGUACCCCGGAAACAGGUCUGGCACCGGAGGCCACAUGACCCGAGGAUUCUUCUGAACGGAGGUCGGGAUUAUUACGGUCAUGCCCCUGCCAUUGUUAGCCUUUGCAGCCAUGCCGGUGCAGCGGUUCCUACUAAAUAUGCAACCGAGAUGAAGCCUCAUGGUUUAUCUUUUCCUUCGCCUGUAGUUUAAUUUAGCCGAGCGGUACAAGACCGGUUUUCUGAUCGAAUUCGGUAUAAGAUUUGUAACUUAACCGAAUUCUGAUGUUACACAUCGGGGCCCAAUGGGCUCAAAUGCGUGCAUUAGUUUUGUCUACAUAUGGGCUUAAUGGGCCUUGAAAAUAAUCGAUAAAUUUAAUGUUUUUUAAAAUCUA